UUUGUGUUGUCUUCACUUUCCGGCACUCUGUAAUCCGUAUUCUAUAUUACCUAUAUUAAUUAGUAGUCUCCACUCUCCAUCAAAUCACGUUUUUCGGCUGCCGCAUUCGAUUUGGAAAUUAUCUUUUAACUUGUUCAUUGUAUUGUAUAGAUCGUGAUUCGUUUAAUACAGAUAUGGCUAACAGUAAAAGUGCUGAAACCGCCGAUAUAUUCCCAGAAUUGGACGUUGAUCAGUUGGAAGUAAAUGUAAUCGAGAGUUUGUGUUUAAAUUGUGGAAAUAAUGGCACCACACGACUCUUGUUGACACGCAUUCCAUUCUACAAAGAACUGGUGAUAUCAUCGUUUGAUUGUCCACACUGUCAUUUUAAAAAUAACCAGUUGGACCCAGCAAUCGAAAUUAAGCCACAAGGUGUUCGAAUGUCUUUAAAGAUUGAAAACAAGGAAGAUUUGGAUAGAUAUGUUAUAACAACAGACUACACAAGUAUACAAGUGUUAGAUUUAGACUUUGAAAUACCACCAAUGUCACAACGGUCACAAGUAACUACUGUUGAAGGUAUACUUACUAAGACGAUUACAAAUUUAAGUGAACAAAAAAAAGUUAUUGAUCUAACACACCCUGAAUUAGCGUCAAAGAUGGAAGUUGUAAUUAAUGGACUGAUUGGUAUCAAAAAUCUAACCAAACCCAUUCCAAUGAUGGUUUUUGAAGAUGCAACUGGCAAUAUAUUUGUUUCAAAUCCUGUUGCACCUUUAGUUGAUCCUAGAAUGCAAACAGAAAUGUUUACUCGUGACAGUGCCCAAGAUGAAAUGAUAGGAUUAGCAGCAGAAAACAACGCAGAGUCAAUUAUCAAACCAUUAGGCACUUUUAAUGAAUCAUCUGUUAAUAAUACGUGUGAUGAAAUCGUUCAAUUUAGUAACCCGUGUCCAAAUUGUCAAUCAAUUUGUGAAACUAAUAUGAAAGUGACAGAUAUUCCAUACUUCAAACAAGUAGUAAUCAUGGCUACUACAUGCGAAGAAUGUGGUUAUCGUACUAACGAGGUUAAACCAGGUGGUGGAGUUGAAAAGCAAGGUAUAAAAAUUACUGUUGAAGUAUCGUCUCCAGAAGAUUUAAACAGAGAUAUAUUGAAGUCCGAAACAUGUUGUCUUAGUAUUCCACAAUUGGAUUUUGAAGCUGGUGCACUUUCACUAAGUGGUCGAUUUACUACUAUUGAAGGUCUCAUAACAUCAUUAUAUGAACAAUUGAAAGAUACUGCUACAGCAUUUUAUUCUGGCGACAGUCAAUCUGAAGGCGUUGUUGCCAAAACAAAGAUUUUUUUAGAAAAAUUAAAUAACAUAAAAACUUGUAAAAUGCCAGUAGAUAUUAUACUCACUGAUCCAGCUGGAAAUAGUUAUGUCCAGAGCUUAACACCUCCAGAUUUGGAUCCAAAACUUAAAAUCACUCGGUUUGAUAGAACUGAUGAACAGAAUGAAGAGCUAGGAUUAAACGAUAUGAAAGUAGAUAGUUAUGAAUAAAUAUAAAUAUUCAAAAUAAUAUUUGAUUAAAUAAAUACAAUUAAGUUUUAUUAUAGUGAAAAUGU
Messenger RNA from Melanaphis sacchari, 1573 nucleotides. It is a transcript of the gene Zpr1, whose product is annotated as zinc finger protein ZPR1. Lineage: Eukaryota; Metazoa; Arthropoda; Insecta; Hemiptera; Aphididae. The coding region runs from base 174 to 1508 and encodes 444 amino acids. The record is from RefSeq and is a predicted model, not a curated record. The transcript has 6 exons. Gene Ontology annotation, molecular function: zinc ion binding. Gene Ontology annotation, cellular component: cytoplasm; nucleus.